Molecule: messenger RNA, 3695 nt
Organism: Maniola jurtina (meadow brown)
Lineage: Eukaryota; Metazoa; Arthropoda; Insecta; Lepidoptera; Nymphalidae
Gene: ebo
Product: exportin-6-A
Exons: 21
Coding region: 169-3279 (1036 amino acids)
Biological process (GO): protein export from nucleus
Molecular function (GO): nuclear export signal receptor activity; small GTPase binding
Source: RefSeq, a predicted model, not a curated record
AAGAAAAAUUGACUAAAAAAAUCUAACCAAAAAAAAUAAAAAUAUUUCAUCCAAUUAUAAUAUUAUUAAAUAAACCAUACUUGUAUUUAAUUUAAUUUACGUGUCAAACACUAUUACAAUAACACACGGUUUUCUUUCAAUAUGUAAAUUUUCACUAUAGUUAUAAUCAUGUCUGAUUUCGAAAUAAGUGAGGCGUUGGCCUCAUUAGAGAUGCUAAUGUCGGAGUUCUUUGCACCCACAACAAAUAAUUUCAGAAAAAGAGAAAUUGAAAAUAUGCUAGAGAAUUUUUCCAAUAAUCGCGAUUCUUGGAAGCAUUGUUUGUUAUUUCUCCAAAAAUCAGACAAUCAAUAUGUUUUAAUGUUUAUACUUACUACAUUAGAGAAAAUAAUAAAUAAGCAAUGGGUUAGUCUAUCAGACAAUGAAAAAACAGAAAUCCGUUUGAAUUUGAUGAAUGAAUUGAUGACAAAACAUGAAACAAUGUUGUAUUUCAUUAGGAACAAGCUAGCAGCACUGCUAGUCUCCAUUGCUCGCUAUGAUUGGCCACAUCUGUAUCCUGACUUUUUCAGCAAUAUUGUAGAACUACUGAAAUGUGAGGGUCACCAAUGCAUAGUUGGGUUGGUGUUAGCUCAAGCAGCCAGUGAAGAGUUGGGUGCAGCUCGUGAUACAGGCGUAUUACUGCUAUCCUCUAGGAGGAGCCAACUUGAACGUCUUAUGCUUAAAGGGAUGCCUCAAAUGCUAGCAGCCCUUAGUGCCAUACUGGAGAAGAAUGCUCAAAAGGAAGGCCAGUCCAACCCUCCUCCGUCCCCUACCAGAGGGUUGCCGCAAACAUCGGCUUUGCCUGAUCUACUGGCCAAUGCGCAUGAUGUACAUUCAGCAGACAAAGCACUAAAUAUGGAAAUAGUAGUGAAGUGCCUUACUACACUGCAGCACUUGUUUCUCUGGUUGCCGCUCUCAUCACACGUCCCGCCAUCACUUGUUACCACAGUUUUUUAUUGGGGCAGUGUUGCCACACAAUCACAGAGCGCGGAGGCAGCGCUGGCCGGGCUGGGCGGCGUGUGCGAGCUGCUGUACCGGCGGUACGCGCCGCCCUCGUCGGCCGCCACGGCGCUGCGCCUGCAGCACUGUGCGCUGCGCCUGCUGCGCCAUCUCACGCAGCACCCGCAGCACAUGCAGCGCGCGCACCAAGAUUAUCUAAAUAAGCUGGCCGAGUUCCUAAAGUUGUUUGUAUCCCUGCAUUUCAAGAGGUUAGAAGCAGAGCCCGAGUUUGAUGCUAUAGACUUCUUGUCAUACUUAUUCCAGUACACAUUCCAGGUGCCAACAUGUUCUACAUUUGUAAGUUGCUUAGAUAUAUGGAUACAGUUCAUUGACGUAUUAAAACCGGAAGACACUCCUAAGUAUUGGGAAGCCCUUCAGGCGCUGGUGAAUGGCGUGUUGAACAAGAUACAGUUUCAGCACAACAAAGCUCAAUUGCAACACCUUGACAACGACGUGUGCGAUGAUGAUGGAGAAACCGAGUGGCAGAAGUUCCUAAAACACUGUAUAGAAUGUAUUGCGCGAGUGGCGGAUUUGGCGCCUCUGGACGUUUUUACUGCUGUGAUGGAACGGUGGCAAUGCUUGGCGGGCGUGCACGCGCGCGCGUCUGGACGCGGCGGCGCCGCGGGGGAGGCGGAUCGUCUGCUGGCCGCGCUGCUGGACCUGGCCACGUUGACGCGGGUACUGGGCCGCCUCGCGCCAUCGUUACUUGCGGAGCCGGAGCAUGGCAGUACAGGUACCGGAGCUGCGCCGAGCGUGGGCGGCGCCGGGCGCGGCUGUGCGGCUGGCGCGGCGCUGGUCGAGCGUUGCGCGAGUGCGCUGGCGGGCGCCGCGCUGACGCGACCGCAUCGCUCGCAUCCGUCCCCUGCGCUGGCCCGCGCUCAUGUUAUACUGCAUGCGGAAAUGUUCGCGUGUAUGGGCGCUUGGUGCUGCUACGCGAGCGAGUGCGGCGUGCCGCUACACACUAUGGAGAGCCUGUUCAGCUCUGCGCUGCCCUUCCUCGUGCCGCACGAUGUGCCGGAGCCACCACUUCUGUGUCACGCGGCAGCACACUUGCUGCUCAGUUUGUCGAAGAACGUCAAGUACACCACCGAUCUGAUGGUCAUGCUGGGCGAUCUAUACAAUCACGCUCAACGCUCUCUACAUUAUUUAGAACCAAAGACGGCUGGCGUGGUGCGCGAGGCGCUGGUGUCGCUGGUGCUGGCGCGUGGAGUGAGCGGCGCGGGUGGCGCGCAGGACGCGGCGCGCGCGCUGCUGGGCGCGUGGGCCGGCGCGCUGGCUACGGCGGGCCCGGCGCACGCGCUGCCGCCGCUCACCGCGCUGCUGCACGCCUUCGCCGACGCACCCACCGCCGCCAAGAAGAUAAUAGCUGAGGGCAUAUGCAGCGCAGCGGAGAGCGCUCUGCGCAUGCUGUGCGAGCCGGCGUGCGGCGCGGACGCCGAGAUCACGGACUUCUUCCUGGCUCUCUUCACAGCACUGCUGCCACAGCUCGGGAACUUCGCGUACACUGCUAUUGAUGUCUUCCUUGAGGUAGCACAAAGGGGCUCGGGCGACGGCGAGGGUAGUUUGGAACGUUUAGUGGAGUGCGUGCGUUUGGGUGUGGAAGCGGGCGGAGGCGGCGUGCGCGUCCAUGCAGUGCUGGACCUGUUACACUCGCACGUGUUACCUCGAGCAGAUCCCGCCUCGCCCACACUAGCACGCGCAGCGCACAGACUGCUGGCAAGCGUUUUAGUACACCGAUGGCGAUACUUCUUCCCGCACAAGUGUGAAGGCGAGGAAGCGUUGCGGCGCACGGCGGAGCUGCGCGGCGCGCUGACGGCGCUGGGUCGGGCGCUGCUGCAGCCGGACAUCGAACUGUUGCGCAUCAACCUCAACACGCUCGACACACUCAACACCAAGUGGAAACUAUAUCACAAAGCAAUAUUCCGUAGCGAAUUCAUGGGCUCGGUGCUAACGGUGCUAUUAUCGGGGCUGGUGGAAGGCGGCGCUCGAGCCUUAUUGCUCGACGAAGCUCUCGCGGCCGUGCACGCCAUGGCUGCCGUGGACUUCGUGGCCUUCCGACGCGCCUUCCUGCCACAUUUUCUUCAGACACUGCCUGGUUUAGAGCCGCAUCAUGUGCGCUUGCUCGCCGACUUCCCGCCAGACACGGAUCUACCAACGUUUACGCAAAAUAUUCAACGGCUUAUGAACGACGUGAACUGUUACCGCACAUAUCAGUCCCUUGCGUGCAACACGAUGGGGUCCUAGUAAAUCCACGCCCUAUGAAUUUCGGUGCUGAGUUCAAGUCACCAGUUCCCCUAGAACGAGUUUGGACAACUCACAAACUUUUGAUGGUUUUUGUAAGUGACCCCAGAGCUAAGAUGCAAAUACAACAUGUUCUGCUGCUACAGAAAACGAUUGAAGACGUCAAACUUUUCAAUAAAUUCUAGGCAUUGUACGCCCUGGCGUGAUCUCAUUUGUCCAUCGUCCUGCCAGAAGACAUUACAGUUUGUUUGGAACCUAAAAUCAACAAAACUCAGAUUUCUUUUUGAAACUGAAACUGUAAAAAGUCAUUCUAGGGGUGCACAAAAAUUUAGUUCAAACUUUAAUUAAGUACUUGCAUUGAAUUUAUUGAGUCAAAUUAUUGUAAUCUUGAAUAGCUCAAUGGUGUACAGGUUAAAAUC